GCGGGACAUUGUCGAUAUCGACAUCAUCAACCCUCAUACAACUCCCUUUCAUCCCAAUCAUAUCUACCUACCAACCCAUCUCUUGUGUAUAGAACUCUGUUUCCUUAUACUCGAACCAAACACACAUAGACGAACCAGUCCAGAAUAAAAGCGAAUCGACCUCGUUUCGCAUUACGACCCCCCCGCUCCAUCACAACCAGACCAAAACUUAUAAACUAGAAUAACUUGCAUCAUGUCUGUCGUCGGAAUCGAUCUCGGAAACUUGGCAUCAAAGAUCGGUGUCGCCCGUAACCGUGGUAUCGAUGUUAUCGCCAACGAGGUCUCCAACUUGGCUACUCCCUCCCUCGUCUCGUUCACCCCGAGGCAACGUCUGAUCGGAGAGUCCGCCAAGACCGCCGAAACCUCCAACUUCAAGAACACCAUCGGAUCCCUCAAACGACUCGUCGGCCGAACGCUCGCCGACCCCGAGAUCAACGAGUACGAGAAGAAGUUUAUCAACGCCGAGCUGGUCGAUGUCGACGGUACCGUCGGUGUCAAGGUCAAGUACUUGGGCGAGACGUCGACUUUUAACGCUACCCAGUUGGUCGCUUCUUACCUGGGCAAGUUGAGGGACACGGCCGCCGCCGAGCUCAAGGCUCCCGUCACCGACAUUGUCAUCGCCGUGCCCGGUUGGUACACCGACGUCCAGCGACGUGCCGUCCUCGACGCCGCCAACAUUGCCGGUCUCAACUGUCUCCGAUUGAUCAACGACACCACCGCCGUCGCCCUCGGAUACGGGAUCACCAAGCCCGACCUCCCCGAGGGCGUCGAGAACGCUAGAAACGUCGUCUUUGUCGACGUCGGUCACUCGAACUACUCGGCCUCGGUCGUCGGGUUCAGCAAGGGUCAACUCACCGUCAAGGGAACCGCUUACGACCCGCACUUUGGUGGACGUGAUUUCGACUAUGCGUUGAUCCAGCAUUUCGCCGAAGAAUUCAAGACCAAGUACAAGAUCGACGUCAUGAGCAACCCCAAGGCCAUCUUCCGUCUCUCGACCUCGUGUGAGAGGCUGAAGAAGAUCCUCAGUGCCAACUCGGAGGGUAUCCUCAACGUCGAGAGCAUCAUGAACGACGUCGACGCCUCGUCGAGCAUGACCAGGGAGACUUUCGAAAAGCUCACCUCGCACCUCUUGGACCGGGUCACCGUCACCCUCGAAAAGGCCAUCAACGAGGCCGGUCUCACCUUGGAGCAGAUCGACGCCAUCGAGCUGGUCGGUGGAUCCACCCGAAUCCCCGCCAUCAAGGAACGUCUCUUGAAGUUCUUUGGCGCCGGCAAGGUCCUCUCGACCACCUUGAACGCCGAAGAGGCCAUCUGCCGAGGAGCCACUUUUGCCUGUGCCACCUUGUCGCCCGUCUUCCGUGUCCGAGAGUUUGCCGUCAACGACAUCAACCCUUACGCCAUCAAGAUCUGUUGGGAAAAGGAGGAGGGUAACCCGGACGAGGAUACCGAGCUCUUGGUCUUCCCCCGAAAGAACGCCAUCCCGUCUACCAAGGUCUUGACCUUCCACCGUGCUGGACCCUUCGAGCUCGAGGCCAGGUACGCCGAGGACUCGGGUAUCCCCGCCGGUACCAACCCCUGGAUCGGCAAGGUCGCCGUCAAGGGCGUUCAGAAGACCGCUUCCGGUGACCUCGCCUGCGUCAAGGUCAAGGCCCGUCUCAACCUGCACGGGAUCCUCAGCUUUGAAGAGGCCUACACCGUCGAAGAGGUCGAGGAGGAGGAAAAGUACACCACCGGCGAGGGUGACGAGAAGAAGGAAGAGACCCGCAAGGUCCGCAAGGUCAAGAGGACCGGGACCUUGAACCUCGUCGGCGGGUACGGCGGGUUCACUUCGGAGACCAAGAACAAGCUCAUGGAGGAGGAAGGCAAGAUGGCCUCUUCCGACAAGCUCGUCAUGGAGACCGAGGAGCGAAAGAACGCGCUCGAAGAGUACGUCUACGACACCCGUGGCAAGCUCGACGGACGAUACGCCUCGUUCGUCCAGCCCAAGGAGAAGGAGGAGCUCCUCGCCGGUCUGCAGGCCGCCGAGGACUGGUUGUACACCGACGAGGGCGAGGAUGCCAGCAAGUCGGCGUACGUGGAAAAGUUGUCGGCUUUGAAGAAGACGGGAGACCCCGUUUACAACAGGUGGAAGGAGAGCGAGGAGAGGCCCAAGGCUGCGGCUGCGCUCAGGGAGGUCGUCAACAACUGGUUGAGCAUCGCUCAGAGUGGGGACGAGAAGUACUCGCACAUCACCGACGCUGACAAGGAGAAGGUCAUCGAGAAGUGCGCCACCAACCAAAAGUGGCUCGAGGACAACCUCGUCCGUCAAUCCGAGCGAAGCAAGAACGUCGACCCCGUCAUCCAAUCCACCGAGAUUCUGUCUCGUCGGGACGACGUCCAGUUCACCUCGGCCGGGAUCAUGAACAGGCCCAAGCCCAAGGUCGCCAAGACCGAGACCCCGACGCCUGCCAAGGAGGAAGAGGCCAAGAAGGACGAUGUCGAUAUGGAGGAGGGCAAGGAGGUCGAGGAGGACAUGGACGUCGACUAGAUGUUUGCAGUAGAGUCAAGUGGGCGAAGAGAGAGAUGAUUUUUUCCCGGUCUGUGUCAUUAGAUAGUCUUUUUUGCCGUAUAGGAUGAAUGAAAAGCGUGA
Molecule: messenger RNA, 2668 nt
Organism: Filobasidium floriforme
Lineage: Eukaryota; Fungi; Basidiomycota; Tremellomycetes; Filobasidiales; Filobasidiaceae
Product: putative heat shock protein
Exons: 5
Coding region: 233-2566 (777 amino acids)
Biological process (GO): protein folding
Cellular component (GO): nucleus; cytosol
Molecular function (GO): ATP binding; ATP-dependent protein folding chaperone
Source: RefSeq, a predicted model, not a curated record